AUGCAUGUCAAACAUGUUAUUGAUGCAAGAAUCAUCAGUGAUCGUGAAACUGGUAGAUCUAGAGGAUUUGGGUUCAUCACUUUCACCAGUAGCGAGGAGGCAUCCAGUGCAAUCCAGGCCUUAGAUGGGCAUGAACUUCAUGGCCGUCGAGUAAGGGUGAAUUAUGCUACUGAUAGACCUCGCCCUAACUUCGGUGAUGGAGGUGGUUUUGAAACUGCUAGCAUUGGAGGUGGUUUUGGCAAUAACAUCAAUUUGGGUGUUUCUGGCGGUGUUGGUGGUGCUGAUGACUUUGUUGGCGGUGCUGACAACAGCUUUGGCAGUGGUGGAGCUCAAUUGGGAGAGAACAAAGGUGGUUUCGGCUUGGAUGAUCCCUUGAAAGGAAAUGAUAGGGAUGAUGAUGAUGAUGCCGGCAACUUUCUCAAGAGGGCUUGA
Messenger RNA from Prunus armeniaca (apricot), 432 nucleotides. The record is from the annotation of a GenBank genome assembly. NCBI's taxonomy places the organism in Eukaryota, Viridiplantae, Streptophyta, Magnoliopsida, Rosales, Rosaceae.